This is a messenger RNA of Scylla paramamosain (green mud crab), 3450 nucleotides long. RefSeq lists its product as uncharacterized. Gene Ontology annotation, molecular function: fatty acid binding; acyl-CoA oxidase activity; FAD binding. Gene Ontology annotation, biological process: lipid homeostasis; fatty acid beta-oxidation using acyl-CoA oxidase. Lineage: Eukaryota; Metazoa; Arthropoda; Malacostraca; Decapoda; Portunidae. The transcript is spliced from 14 exons. The coding region runs from base 277 to 2280 and encodes 667 amino acids. Gene Ontology annotation, cellular component: peroxisome. The record is from RefSeq and is a predicted model, not a curated record.
GCAGAGUAUUCUUCAGAGUGGAUCAGCAUCCUUGUGAGAGAGGCUGUAGCCUUUCCCCAGUACUUGUGCAGCAGCUGAACGUAUUGAACGGCUCAAGACGGUAUUGUCCAGGUGACAGUACAAAGCCCCACCAUCAGUGCAAGGAUACAAACACAAGUUCACAAAUACGUAAACGGGCAGAAUUCAUGAAACAGCACAAUUUGUCAUCAUUUAGAAAGAAUAUCAUAUAAUCAAAAGGGACAUUUACAGGAGUGGCGGGAACACUCGGCAGUCGUCAUGAAGCUGAUGAGUUGCCACGCCAGAAUGAUCCGCACCACGGUGUCACAGCUCCAGCGUAUGGGCCGCCUCCCCCUCCUCCGGUGUUCUCCUGCAGGGGGACAUGUACUAGGAGUGAGGGGACAGACCACAGCCCAGAAGGAGGCCAUCACGGAGAGCCUGAGUAAUCGCCUGUCUCCCAUUGAGCUGCGGGCGGCCCAGAGUCGCAUGACCUUUGACCUGCCCGCAAUGACAGCCCUGCUCGACCAUGACAAUCAUGACAUGCGCAAAAAAUUCAGGGAGUUCCUGAGUGACCCUAUAAUGCGGCCACGGUACAACAUUUCCCUGGAGGAGGAGAGGGAAGUGGCCCUGGAGAGACUGAAGAGGAUAUGUGAUGCUGGCUUCAUUUCUGUCAUGGACUUCAUACACAACCCAUUGAGGGUAUUCGCUUCACAUGAGUUGGCAUCCAUUAUUGACCCAGCUAUGGCCACUAAGAUGACUGUACAGUUCAAUCUCUUUGGUGGCACUGUUCUCAAGCUUGGCACUGAGCAGCACCACUCCAAGCUGCUGGCCGGCAUUGACACCCUUGAUGAUGUGGGCUGCUUUGGCCUCACAGAGCUUGGAUAUGGUAACAAUGCAGUGGAAAUGGAGACUACAGCUGAAUAUGACAAGGAGACAGAUGAGUUUAUCGUCAACACGCCUCACCCACUGGCACAGAAGUACUGGAUUACCAAUGGGGCGUUGCAUGCUCGCCAUGUGAUUGUGUUUGCCCAGCUGAUCGUUGGAGGCACUAACCACGGCGUUCAUGGAGUCUUGGUGCCAAUCAGAGACGAGAAGCUACAGAUCCUCCCCAAUGUUCGAGUGGAGGACAUGGGGCACAAGCUGGGGCUGAAUGGGGUGGACAACGCCAAGCUCUCUUUUAACAACGUGAGAGUGCCCAGAGAGAACUUGUUGAACAGAUACAGUGAUGUGACAGCUGAUGGGGAAUUCUCCUCGAAGAUUAAGAGUAUUCGGAAUCGCUUCCUGACUGUGGCCGACCAGCUCCUGUCAGGUCGUAUCUGCAUUGCCAGCAUGAGCAUGGGCGGCUCCAAGGCUUCCCUCACCAUUGCCCUGCGCUACGCUGCCUCCCGCCUCACUGUGGGUCCUACAGGGAAGUCCAACACAUCCAUCCUGCAGUACCAGCUCCAGCAGCGUGCCCUCCUGCCCCUCCUUGCCCGCACCUACGCCAUCAACUUUGGUCUUGACUAUGUAAAGAAGCGUUGGGCAUUCCAGGCACCAGAUGGCUCAGAACACCCAGAGGUGGUGACCAUGUGCUGUGUUAUAAAGCCCCUCGCCGGCUGGAACAUGGAAAAUGUGGUGUCUGUGUGCAGGGAGAGGUGUGGCGGGCAGGGCUACCUCUCUUGUAAUAGGUUUGGCAGUUUCAUCGCCCUGGCCCACGCAGCGUUGACAGCUGAGGGGGACAACACUGUGCUCAUGCAGAAGGUGACCAAGGAGAGGCUGGCAGUAUUUAAGCCCCUGCCUGUGGACCCCAGCCUGCCAGCCGACGCGGGGAGCAGAGCCUUCCUUCACGACCUGCUCAAGAGAAGGGAAAACGCUCUCUUCAUGACGCUGGGCAAGAAACUGCAGGCGAGCGGCAAGGAGAAGCUGUUUGACACCUGGAUGCUGAAGGAGUCUGGCCUUGUGCAGGACUCGGCAUGGGCGUAUGGGGAGCGCCUGGUGUCUGAGCAGUUUGAGGCAGUGCUGGAGCAGUGUGAGGCCAGCCUGAAGCCAAUACUCACCAAGCUGCACCACCUCUACCUGCUGGACGUGGUGGAGAAGAACCCAACUGUGUUCAUCACCAACCAACUCCUGCAGCCCGACACUCUGGCCAAGGUGGUGGAGGCAUCAAAGGAGCUGUGCAGGGAAGUGGGUCCUGAUGCACUGGCUCUGAGUGAUGCCUUUGACAUCAGCGACUCCAUGCUCUCCGCCCCCAUCGCCCAAGACUGGGUCUCCUACAAUGAGAGGGACAACCAGGGGGAGGUGUAGAGGCCAGCACUUAAUUGUUCACCCUUGUUCUCUGGUUUGUCAAUAGUAAAGUGGUAAAGUUGUGAGGGUCUGAUAGAUGGUUUUUCAGAUGGAUUCGUUAGCGAGAUGGUUUGAUCCGAGGUUUUGUAUGGUAGAUAUGGAUUACUUUAUGAGGUCUUAUGGAUUAAUUUGUGAGGUGGAUGCAUUUGUCAGGCCAUGCAGUAUUCUAUAUAGUGUGUAUCUGGUUUGUCAGUAGCAGGUGAGAAGUUAGUCUCUGAGGUUUGUAUGUGGCAAAGAUGGUUCACUCUUACUAAGCUGCACUACAUUCUCUCUGGUUUGUAUCUAGUGUUCUGUUGGCAGGUGAGAUGAAUUCCUUCCGUCAUCACUCAUAAAUUUACCGAACUUUUCUCUCAUGUCUGCACUUGCCAAACCAGCAGGCCCUAGUGAGUCUUGGUUAGUGAAGACAGUUUUUGCAUCAAGCCAAGAAGAAGUUACAAGUGCACUUUUUUAUAUACUUUUUACCUGUGGGUUAUUCAAGGAUAUUGCACAACCAUUAACCUUCAUCUACUUAUCUAUCCCCAUUACUCCUUUAUCUUAUAGAACUAUUUUCAGAUAUUAUAUACAGAUAAUCUUGACUGUUUUCCAUCACUCUAGUGGAAGUAGUGAAGGUUUCCAAGGGUAUUUUUGUGAUUUUGGUGAGUUUAACAAUUACUCUGUUUAAUUAGUAGGAAAAAUACCCUUGAAAACCUGAUUAAUCUUUGUGGCCUUUCAAAGAGUCCUGAUUGGAGAAGAAAGUUUAACAAUCAUUCUGGAUCACUAGGAAGGAAGAAGAAAGUUUAAUAAUUACUCUGUAUCACAAAGGAAUAAGUUUAAUUACUCUGCAUCACUAGGAAGAAAAAUCAGCCUUGGGAACCUUAACUAAUAAUCCCUGUGGCCUUUGAAUGAAGUGUUUAAACCUCCCUUCCCAGCCCUGCCAAUGCCUCCCAUCUCAGUACCUGUCCCUCGGUGCUCAGUUAGUACUUUGUUGGGGAAAUAUAACUUACUGCUAGAGAACUAUUUGAGGUGUUAUUUUAGCCAUGAUGUGUGGUGGCGCAUGCAUACUGUACAGACAUGCCCCAGUUAUCAAUGCAAUUAGACCUAAGUGCUCCUGAAAUUUGUGUGGUUUUAUCCAAAUAGAUAUUUUUGGAAGAA